AUGAUGCAUCUGGUCCUCGACUCAUCUGACGCAGGUUCCGUCCACCUCAACUGGAUGCGCAUGGCGAUGAUCAUGGCGGAGGAGGCACUUGCAGCGGGAGAGGUCCCUGUAGGGUGUGUCUUCGUGCGCAACGGCGAGGCCAUCGCAAAAGCGCGAAAUGGGACUAAUGAACCUCGCAAUGCAUCGAGACACGCCGAGCUUGAGGCUAUCGAUCUCAUUCUUGCCAACAAUGACGGCGGCAACCGGUAUCCCCUCUCUGACACCAAUCUAUUAUUCUGCGGCUGCGAAAACGACAAAUUCGAGGGAUGUGGAAGUGUCUUGGGAGUAAAUGCGCCUUCGGAGCACUCUAUACACCCGGCCUACGAUGCCAUCGGUGGUUAUCUUCGCGAAGAGGCUAUAAUGGUAUUGCGGCGAUUUUAUGUUACCCAAAAUGCGACCGGUUCGUCGUUCCUAUGCAAAAUGUGA
Pisolithus orientalis is the source of this 465-nucleotide messenger RNA. RefSeq names its product cytidine deaminase-like protein. Gene Ontology annotation, biological process: tRNA wobble adenosine to inosine editing. Lineage: Eukaryota; Fungi; Basidiomycota; Agaricomycetes; Boletales; Pisolithaceae. The transcript has 6 exons. Bases 1 to 465 code for a protein of 154 amino acids. The record is from RefSeq and is a predicted model, not a curated record. Gene Ontology annotation, cellular component: nucleus; cytoplasm. Gene Ontology annotation, molecular function: tRNA-specific adenosine-34 deaminase activity.